CAUUAUAAUUAUGCAUGAUUUUGCGCAGAAGACACUUCCGUAGUUUCCGGUUAUUGAAUUCAAAACAAAAAUAUGGACAUCUUUGAAGCUUUACAAGACUUAGAAGCCAAAUAUGACUUUAUAUUUAAAGAAAAACAAAAGCUCGCUAUUACAUCUAUAUUUGACUGUCAGGAUACCUUUGUAGUUCUGCCAACUGGUUACGGCAAGUCCAAAAUUUAUUCACAUUUGCCAGAAUUGUACGAACUUGUAACCCACGUCAAAGGCACAGUGUUAGUUAUAUCACCAAUUCAAGCCCUUAUGAUAGACCAGGUUACCAAACUUGAAAACAAUGGUGUUAGUGCUACAUUCGUUGGAGAAAAGCAAACAGACAAAAGUAUUCCGGCACGAAUUAUUGAGGGUGAAUUCUCCAUUGUGUUUUCCUCUCCUGAAGCAGUAUUGAAUAAAGGUCCAUGGCGGAGAUGUAUUACACAAGGUGUAUUCCAUGAGAACUUGAAGGCAGUUGUUAUAGAUGAGGCUCACUGUAUAACACAAUGGGGUGGUGAAUUUCGCAAGGAGUAUAGUCAUCUUGGAGAACUUCGAUCUGUUGUGCCCAAAAAAACAACUUUUGUAACUUUAACAGCAACUGCAACAAGAUCAAUAAAGAAAGACAUUAUGAAAACACUUGAUAUGGACAUCAAAAGAACAAGCAUUAUUUCCGUGAUACCAGAAAGGCCAAAUUUAUCAUAUUAUGUGCAAAAAAGUAGUAAGAAUUUGGCAGAUUUAGACUGGCUAAUUAACGAUCUACUUAAAUUUGAAAAAUCCACCAAAAAGACAAUCAUAUAUUGCAGAAAUAUUGUUUCUUGUUCCAAUUUGUAUGAGUAUUUCAGACUAUCAUUAGAUGACAGAAGUGAAUCUCUAGAUGAUAGAUUGAUAGGAAUGUUUCACCGUUCAACUGCUGAUAUCAAUAAAAGUCAUGUGCUUGAUGAGUUUCAGAAACUUGACAGUUCUCUGCGUGUUGUUUUUGCUACCAUUGCGUUUGGAAUGGGUAUAGACAUUCCUGACAUUGAGCGUGUCAUUCACUGGGGAGGGCCACAAGGUCUAGAGCAAUUCUCACAGGAAAGUGGCAGGGCAGGCAGAGAUGGUCGUUCAGCCGUAUCAGUUAUUUACUUCAGUGGAUAUGACUUGGCUAAGGGAAACUGUUCAGAAGAAGUGCGAGAAUUUUGUAAGACUGAAGACUGUUUAAGGAAUACUUUGUGUGCAUACUUUCAAUUAAAUACUAGUGGUUAUAGCGUUAUAAAGCCCGAUCCUCCUUGUACAUGCUGUAGUAACUGCAAAUUAAAGUGUGUCUGUGGAUUCUGUAGUGAAAGCCAAUUUCUAGGUAGUGAAUUAGAUAACUCAUCGGUUCUUGAUGAGGACUUAAACACUGGUAUUAAAAGAGAUCUUACUCUUGAACAACGACAAUUACUUCGUGAAAACUUAUUAGACUACAAAGAAUGUCUUAUUGAAGAAGAAAGUGAACUUUCAAGUGAGUUAGAGGACUUUGCUUUAGACCAGAUUGUAAGAAAUGCACCAUAUUUGUUAUGUGAAGAUGAUGUCAUAUCUCUAGGACUUGUUAGCCCUGAGCUUGCUGCAGAUAUUUUAACACUUAUUGAUGAAGUCUAAGUACAUACAGUGAUUUAGGGCCAUACUUACAUGACUUAUGUCAAAAUAUUGCAUGAAUUUUGUUGUAGAAAUGCAACAUACAACAUGUACAAUGUAUUUUCAAAAACUCAACCAAGUUCUAAAAAGAAUUUUUUUUAUCAUGUACAUCUACCUGUAGAUGUUCAAUUUUUAAUGCUCAGAUACAUGUACAUGUAUGUACAACUGAACAUGUGAGAUCUCCGACAUUAAGAAAAAUACCGAGUUGAUUAGUCAUAUUUUAAGUACAAUGUAUCAUAAACAUUUGUCAUACAUGUCCACAUUGUCAUGAUUAUCUGGUUUACUUUUGAAAAUAAAUAGAAAUAUUUUACAGUUA
Mytilus californianus (California mussel) is the source of this 1993-nucleotide messenger RNA. RefSeq lists its product as uncharacterized. Gene Ontology annotation, molecular function: nucleic acid binding; four-way junction helicase activity; ATP binding. The record is from RefSeq and is a predicted model, not a curated record. Lineage: Eukaryota; Metazoa; Mollusca; Bivalvia; Mytilida; Mytilidae. The transcript has 2 exons. Gene Ontology annotation, biological process: telomere maintenance; double-strand break repair via homologous recombination. Gene Ontology annotation, cellular component: nucleoplasm; cytoplasm; chromosome. Bases 73 to 1641 code for a protein of 522 amino acids.